AUGCUCCAGGCCAUCAGCUCGGGCCUCUCGUUCAUCCACUAUGAGCUCGCCUCUGCCGAGCACGCCGUCGACAUCUUCCUCUGGCUUCAGGAGCGGUCGAUCUUCACCCGCAUCUUUGCGCACGUGGCCAAGCCCGGUGUCACCCUGCGCGCCGCCGAUCUUCUCCGGAACCUUGUCCUCUCCGAGUGGACCAACGAUAGCGUCGCCGAGCAGACGUCCAAGUACGUCGAGCUGUGGCUCCCGCUCGACACCAAGUUUGCCACCGCCGACGCCUUUGACGCGUUUCUCGCUGCCUUUGCCGCCCACCUCUCGGCCUCGGGCGAGAUCGAGGCGCUCACCCAGGCCGCGGGCGAAGAUGCCGCCGCACACGCCACCGUCGCCCUUGAUGACAUGCUCUACUUUGCCCUCGCCACCUGGGUCCGACUCUCUGCCGUCGUCCAUCCCAGCGACACCGGCAUCGCCGAGCACAUCAUUGCCCGUCUCUCGCAAGCUGUCGCCGACUAUGCCCCGUUGUCAGGUGAGGUGUCUGCGAGCGAGCAGUAG
Molecule: messenger RNA, 543 nt
Organism: Thecamonas trahens ATCC 50062
Lineage: Eukaryota; Apusomonadida; Apusomonadidae
Exons: 2
Coding region: 1-543 (180 amino acids)
Source: RefSeq, a predicted model, not a curated record